CAAGGGUGAGUUGUGAGCUUCCUGCAAUGGCUACUGUUGAAUCCUGACCCUCUGGCAAGAGGUCUGGCAAGAUCUAGACUCAAAUCCCCGCCUGCACGGCUGCACCCCUGGGAAGUUCCUCCAGGCAAGAUGCCAGUCAACAAUACUGCUCUGCCCCUGAGUAGCAUCACCUACAUCACUGUGGAGAUUCUCAUUGGGCUCUGCUCCAUCGUAGGGAAUGUGCUGGUCAUCUUAGUUAUCAAGUUGAACCCCAGCCUGCAGACUACAACCUUUUAUUUCAUCAUCUCCCUUGCCCUGGCUGACAUCGCUGUGGGGGUACUGGUGAUGCCCUUGGCUGUGGUCAUCAGUCUCGGCAUCACAAUCCACUUCUAUCACUGUCUUUUUAUGACCUGCCUGCUGCUGAUCUUCACCCAUGCCUCUAUCAUGUCCUUGCUGGCUAUUGCUGUGGACCGCUACCUGAGGGUUAAGCUCACUGUCAGAUACAGGAGAGUCACUACCCAACGAAGAAUCUGGUUGGCCUUGGGCCUUUGCUGGCUGCUGUCAUUCCUGGUGGGACUCACUCCCAUGUUUGGCUGGAACAUGAAACACUCCUUAAGGAAUGAAAGCAAUGGGACCACCCUUGUCUGUCAGUUCCGUUCCGUGGUCAGUAUGGACUACAUGGUCUACUUCAGUUUCUUCACAUGGAUUUUAGUCCCUCUGGUGAUCAUGUGCAUCAUCUAUCUUGACAUCUUCUACAUCAUUCGCAAUCGACUCAGCCAGAACCUUUCCAACUCCAGAGAGACUGGGGCCUUCUAUGGGAGAGAGUUCAAGACAGCCAAGUCUUUGUUUCUAAUUCUUUUCCUGUUUGCAUUGUCCUGGCUGCCUUUGUCCAUCAUCAACUGUAUCACCUACUUCCAUGGAGAUGUGCCACAAGUUGUGCAGUACUUAGGCAUCCUGCUAUCACAUGCCAACUCCAUGAUGAACCCCAUCGUCUAUGCUUGCAAAAUAAAGAAGUUCAAGGAAACCUAUUUCUUCAUCCUCAAGGCCUAUGUGAUCUGUCAACCAUCUGAGUCUUUGAGCAUUUCACAGACUUCUUAGUAAUGACCCAGGCAUCGCACUGUCCUCUUGAUUUCAGAGCUGUUUCAGUGAACAUUCAACACUGCUCCUGGGCUCAAGACUUUCCUGUCACCAUUCCCUCCAAGGAUGUAGGGACAUUUGGCUG
Suncus etruscus (white-toothed pygmy shrew) is the source of this 1201-nucleotide messenger RNA. RefSeq names its product adenosine A3 receptor (gene ADORA3). The coding region runs from base 130 to 1077 and encodes 315 amino acids. Gene Ontology annotation, molecular function: G protein-coupled adenosine receptor activity. NCBI's taxonomy places the organism in Eukaryota, Metazoa, Chordata, Mammalia, Eulipotyphla, Soricidae. Gene Ontology annotation, biological process: G protein-coupled adenosine receptor signaling pathway. Gene Ontology annotation, cellular component: dendrite; membrane; synapse. The transcript is spliced from 2 exons. The record is from RefSeq and is a predicted model, not a curated record.